UCCAACAGUAUUCCCAAACCCCUCUCUAGUCCCAUAGCAUUCAGGUUCUUGAUGUGACUCAACAUCAAUUACAGCAGAGGUUUAUCCCAGGCCAAGCAAACUCUGAUUUGUGACUCCUGUGCAUUGUCAUCCUCGUUCCUGGCGGUCGGCGUGAAGUCGGCAGUGCUCAGGGCUGCUCCUGUGGGUUUUCCCAGCCCUGUGAUGAGUUCAGCUCCGUGCUUAAGCCGACAGCUGAGUUCCAGUACCUUGGGCACGUCCAGCAGUGCUGGCUCAGUCCGUGGAAGGAAGUCAGAGAGGCUCCAGCUGGAUGGAUAACUAGCGGCCGGCGUCCCGCUGCCCAACGGAGAUAAGGGGCUGGUCAAAACCAGGGGAAUUUUUAGACUCUCUCCCAAGUGUCGCCUGUCUUUUGUUUGGCACAGGACUUGUCAUGUCUCCCUUCCUGCGUAUUGGUUUGUCCAACUAUGACAGUGGCCCUUACCUGCCGUCCCAGGGGGAGGUGAUUAACCCCUACUGCGCCGUGAUGGUUAAAGAAGCCGUGGAGUCAGAGAAUGGCCAAGUGUAUGUGCAGAAGAAGCCCACCAUGUACCCACCCUGGAACAGCACUUUUGAUGCCCACAUCAACAAUGGCCGGGUCAUGCACAUCGUGGUCAAGGACAAAAGUGCUGAAAUGGUCUCAGAGACCACAGUGGAGCUGAAGGUGCUGGCAGAGAGGUGCAAAAAGAGCAAUGGGAAGACAGAGAUAUGGCUAGAACUGAAGCCUCAAGGGCGAAUGCUGAUGAAUGCAAGAUACUUCCUGGAAAUAAGUGAUGCGAAGGACCUGGCUGACUGUGAGACUGAAGGCUUCUUCUCCUUGCACCAGCGCAGGGGAGCCAUCAAACAGGCCAAAAUCCACAACGUCAAGUGCCACGAGUUCACAGCCACCUUCUUUCCACAGCCCACCUUCUGCUCUGUGUGCCACGAGUUUGUAUGGGGUCUGAAUAAACAAGGCUAUCAAUGCAGACAAUGUAACGCUGCCAUUCAUAAGAAGUGCAUUGAUAAAGUAAUAGCCAAGUGUACAGGAUCAGCAGUCAAUAGCAGAGAAACUAUGUUCCACAAGGAGAGGUUCAAGAUCGAUAUGCCCCACCGCUUCAAAGUGUACAACUACAAGAGCCCCACCUUCUGUGAGCACUGUGGCACCCUCCUCUGGGGUCUGGCACGGCAGGGGCUGAAGUGUGAUGAGUGUGGCAUGAAUGUCCACCACAAGUGCCAGGCAAAAGUAGCAAAUCUUUGUGGAGUGAACCAGAAACUGAUGGCUGAAGCUCUGGCAAUGAUAGAGAGCACUCAGCAGGCUCGCUGCCAGCGUGAUAGUGAACAGAUCUCCAGGGAUGGACCUCUGGAAAUCGGCUUCCCUGUUCCUGUGAAGGAUGUGACACCACUUCAGGCCUUGCCAGGAUCAGGGAAAAAAGAGCCACAAGGGAUCUCCUGGGAGACUCCAGUGGAGGGCACAGUGAAGGGAGAGUCUCUCAUAGAAUCAGACUUGGGAGAACAGUCCCAGGAACAGCAGGAGCACCAAGUGCAGUUAAAACUGACCAUUGAAGAUUUUGUCCUGCACAAGAUGCUGGGAAAGGGCAGUUUUGGCAAGGUGUUCCUGGCUGAGCUGAAAAGCACAGACCAGUAUUUUGCUGUGAAAGCCCUGAAGAAGGAUGUGGUGCUGAUGGAUGAUGACGUUGAGUGCACGAUGGUGGAGAAGAGAGUCCUCUCCUUGGCUUGGGAGCACCCAUUCCUCACUCAUGUCUUCUGCACGUUCCAGACCAAGGAAAACCUCUUUUUUGUGAUGGAAUACCUCAAUGGAGGAGACCUCAUGUUCCACAUCCAGAGCUGCCAUAAGUUCGACCUUCCCAGAGCAACGUUUUAUGCUGCUGAAAUAAUUUGUGGGCUCCAGUUCCUCCAUUCCAAGGGCAUAAUAUACAGAGACUUGAAGCUGGACAAUGUCCUCCUGGACAAUGAGGGGCACAUCAAAAUUGCUGACUUUGGGAUGUGCAAGGAGAACAUGUUUGGAGAUGCAAAGACAAGCACUUUCUGUGGGACUCCUGACUAUAUUGCCCCUGAGAUACUGCUGGGGCAGAAGUACAACACCUCCGUGGACUGGUGGUCCUUUGGUGUCCUCCUGUAUGAGAUGCUGAUUGGCCAAUCCCCUUUCCAUGGCCAAGAUGAGGAGGAGCUUUUCCAGUCCAUCCGUAUGGACAACCCCUUCUACCCUCGCUGGCUGGACAAGGAUGCAAAGGACAUUUUGGUGAAGCUUUUUGUAAGGGAGCCUGAGAGGAGGCUGGGAGCGAGAGGGAACAUCCGCCAGCACGCCUUUUUCCGGGAAAUCAACUGGGAAGCUUUAGAAGAGAGAAGGAUGGAGCCUCCUUUCAAACCAAGAGUGAAAUCUCCAAGUGACUGUAGCAACUUCGACAAGGAAUUCCUGAAUGAAAAACCCAGACUGUCCUGUGCUGACAGAGCACUGAUUAACAGCAUGGACCAAAAUAUGUUCAGCAACUUCUCUUUUGUGAACCCUAAAAUGGAGAAAAUAUUUUCCUGAGAUCUGCCUUACUGAAGGAAUUUUCUGUAAUGAUUUGAGUAGCACUUUGUCAACUGGAGACUGUGCAUGGUUGUUUUUAUCAAGAACCCUCAAGAAAGAAAGCACCUCAGUGAAAGUUUGUACCAUGCCUGGAGGCUUCUGACUUUUUCCAGUCCAUAACAGAUGCCAGCCCACUCUUCAUUGAUGAUAAAGUUUCUUUGUGGUAUCUUUUGGUCUCUCUUCUCUCUCUUCCCAAUGUUCUUGA
Messenger RNA from Passer montanus (Eurasian tree sparrow), 2807 nucleotides. It is a transcript of the gene PRKCQ, whose product is annotated as protein kinase C theta. The record is from RefSeq and is a predicted model, not a curated record. Bases 428 to 2563 code for a protein of 711 amino acids. Gene Ontology annotation, molecular function: ATP binding; diacylglycerol-dependent serine/threonine kinase activity. Gene Ontology annotation, biological process: protein phosphorylation. The transcript has 17 exons. NCBI's taxonomy places the organism in Eukaryota, Metazoa, Chordata, Aves, Passeriformes, Passeridae.